AUGGAUAAAGGACUAAUAUCUGGCUUAAAUCUUACUGAUUACCGCAAGGCUUUUGACUUGAUUGGCCAAGCCACACUGUUAAAGAAACUCUCCAUCUAUGGAGUCUCGGGUAGAUCACUCCAAUGGUUCAACUGAUAUCUUAACGACCGUAAGCAGAAGGUCAUGAUACAAAGACGACUAUCGUCUCCUCAAUCUAUUACGGCUGGGGUGCCUCAAGGCUCAAUCCUCGGUCCCCUAUUAUUUAUACUUUUCGUCAAGGGGGGACCUGCCACUGGACGUUUCCAAAAGUACUGUCAAAAUUUACGCUGAUGAUACAACACAAGUUGCAUUUGGACGUACUGUUGAAGGGGUAGAGACCAUCUUCACUCGUGAACUGAGGCUUCUAAGCAGACGAGCCGAUGAAAACAACAUGGUUUUAAACCACAGCAAGACAAAGUCAAUAAUUGUCUGCACCAAGCCGAAGUUUCGAGGCUUGGACGGUGAAAAUCUUAAAACGAUAAAAGCCAACAUGAUUCUGUAG
Porites evermanni is the source of this 520-nucleotide messenger RNA. NCBI's taxonomy places the organism in Eukaryota, Metazoa, Cnidaria, Anthozoa, Scleractinia, Poritidae. The record is from the annotation of a GenBank genome assembly.